This is a messenger RNA of Erpetoichthys calabaricus (reedfish), 1675 nucleotides long. RefSeq lists its product as uncharacterized. The record is from RefSeq and is a predicted model, not a curated record. The transcript has 2 exons. NCBI's taxonomy places the organism in Eukaryota, Metazoa, Chordata, Cladistia, Polypteriformes, Polypteridae. The coding region runs from base 12 to 1451 and encodes 479 amino acids.
UAGCCUCCGACAUGGCCGAAGGCGUACUGUGUGAUGAGGUGAACGGGAUCUCUGCCUGCGAAAUGAAAUGGCAACUCAUCUCGGGCGUGGGGAAUACCGUUAGAGCGACAUCACAGGUCCUGAUGUGUGAACUUGCCAAAGAGCUUCGUUGCUUGCCUUUGGAAAGCCGGGAAGAACUCGAGAGCCACGUGUCCCAAGUCAUUGAUAAGAUAGUGAAUGCUUCUGCCGAGAUCAUCUUGUGCGAAUUUUUUGGCUUUGUAGAGAACCUGUUUGAAGAUCUUCCCUCCAGGGUAUGUAAAUAUAAAAUGGAGAUCAAGCGGCUAAACGAACUCCUGAACCGUCUUCAAAAUGUAAGCGAACCAGUGCGGAAACGUGCGCGUGGCGAAACCGACGUCUGUUCACUAUACCCCACCAGUCGAAGAGAAGACGUCCAGGACCGAGGAGUCGAAGGCAUACUGGGUGUGCAGCAGCGAGGGGACGAGGCUGACAGGGAGAAAACCUCAGGAGAAGAGCGGACUGAAGAGGGAGACGCCACACAUUAUCUGAUUAUUAUUACACAGCGUUUGCUGAUGUUAAGGAGAAUGUGUGACACCGGCAGACAUAGCGGAGGUAACCCAGGACCUGUAGCUUACACUGAAGAAUCGAACGCUCUUGCUGAAGCAGGAAUCAUCAGGAAGGAUGAAUGUCCAAGUUCCCCAGGGCCCAUUCAUUCAGAUUCUACUCAAGAUGGAGAGGAUACAUCUAAACAGAAUUCCUGCCUGGAGAAAAAUCCAAACUCUCCUGAAUACCUGCAUAACAAAAUAAACCAAACGGAAAUUGUGACAGAUGACCUCUCAGAACAAGCACCUGCUAAAAUGGAGGUGAACCCUGCUGAUUAUACAGCAGUCCACACAGCUGAGAACAGCCAUGGGCAGAGGGGUGUACAUUUUAACACUGAUCUGGGUGAGGUGGACGUUGUGCCUCAUCAGAAUAUAAACCCGGAAGGGUCUGAUGUGUGCGUAGAGGAAAGACCAUUGGGAGAGGGUCACCAAACUGCAAGUGUGAACAAGGGGAACAAGAAAUGUGAUCAGAAGUGCAUAAAGUGUGGGAGAAUAUGCGGGUCCGCAAUAGCACUAAGUAUGCCUCAUCAUGAGAACCCUGAAAGAAGCCAACAAAGCUCCUCAGUUAAAAAGGACAGAUGUGUUGUUGGCACUAAAAAAGCAGCUAAGAAAAAAGUUAAAAAAACAACUACAAAAAAGCUUGAAAGCACAGAGUUAGUUAGUUGUGAGAAAUGUAAAAUUACCUUCCCUGGAGUCGGUCGUUUGCAGAAUCACCAGAAAUAUCACACCGGAGAGCAUCGCCAUCUUUGUACAGUAUGUGGAAAGAGCUUCCCUAUAUAUCUGCAUCUAAAGCUGCACAUUUGUGUUCGGACUGAAGCAAAUAACAAGCAGCACUUUCAAAAGAACAAAUGAGACUCCUAAGAAUUAGAUGAACUGUAAAAGCAGACUGCAUGGUGGGGAAGAAAGUAAUAAAGAGUAUCCCUGGCAAUGUCUUGAACCCGAAAGAGAAACAUUAACACUGCACUGAUGAAUGUGCUUUGAUCCUCGAAUGAGGUGGGGUGUCGUGCGCUGUCCAGAAUCGAGCUGUAACAUCUAUUAAUGUAGGGAACAAUUAUAUUAAUAACAGAGUGAAAAUA